AAUUUAUGGAUUAUAUUUCUGACGAAGCCAUGUAAUGUAUGCCUAAAAAAGCAUAAAAUGCAUAUUUGAUUUAUAGAAGUGAGGUUUACGAUGAAGUUAAGAAGAAAAAUUAAGAUAAAAGUAUGACAGAAUUAACUUAAGUUAUUUCAUAAAUGUGGAAUGAUUUAGAUAAAAAAAAAAAAGAAGUAUUAUUCAAUUUUAAUAUAGAAAUAUGAAAACGAAAAAGAGAAAGCUUAAAACUAAUAUAAAAAAGAUUAUGAAGCUUGGUUGAAGAAAUUUAAAUUAGAUGAUGAGAAAGUCAAAGAGUGCUUAAAAGAAUUAAAAUAAGAAAAGAAAAAGCAUAAAAAGGGUUCAAAAAAAGUGACUAAAGCAAAUAAAGAUGAUGAUGAAAGUGAAGAUGAAGAUGAAUAAAGAAUUCAAUAAAUUAAGAAUAAAAAUUCUAAAAAGGAAUAAAAAGAAGUUAAAGAAACUAAGGAGACAAAAGAAACAAAGGAAAAGGAAAAAUAAAAGUAAAAUUAGAAAGAAAAGGAAAAAGAAAAAGAAUAAAAAGAAUAAAAAGAAUAAAAAGAAUAAAAAGAAUAAAAAGAAUAAAAAGAAUAAAAAGGAAAUAAGAAAAAAUGA
Paramecium sonneborni is the source of this 621-nucleotide messenger RNA. Lineage: Eukaryota; Ciliophora; Oligohymenophorea; Peniculida; Parameciidae. The record is from the annotation of a GenBank genome assembly.